Nymphalis io (European peacock) is the source of this 3942-nucleotide messenger RNA. RefSeq names its product helicase SKI2W (gene tst). Gene Ontology annotation, biological process: nuclear-transcribed mRNA catabolic process, 3'-5' exonucleolytic nonsense-mediated decay. Bases 81 to 3851 code for a protein of 1256 amino acids. Gene Ontology annotation, cellular component: Ski complex. The transcript has 21 exons. The record is from RefSeq and is a predicted model, not a curated record. Gene Ontology annotation, molecular function: ATP binding; RNA helicase activity; RNA binding. NCBI's taxonomy places the organism in Eukaryota, Metazoa, Arthropoda, Insecta, Lepidoptera, Nymphalidae.
UGUCAAAUUCGGUAUUUAUGAAGUAAGGAGACAAUUGAACUAAACUUUAAUUUAAAUACCAAUGAUUUUACGCCUGAAAAAUGUCUCUUGCACAAGAAGAUGAAUUAUUUUCUGACUUUAAGUCGCCACCGAUAUUUGAAGAUUUAGGAGAAAAAGUUAAAGAGUAUUUGUUAAAACCAGAACGAUUAUCAAUCCAUAAAUGGGAAAGAUCUGAGGCUCAUUGGCAUAGAAAUACAGACAUUGACUGUUUGUUUAAAAAAAAUGAAAUUGAAUUAGAACUUGAUACGACACUCGAAGUUGUUCGAGAUCCAAUUACUGGAGAAAUAAUAGACCUAGAAGAAGUCAGCAUACCAAUUGAUGAUGAUGAAGAGAACCUCUCUAUGUCUAGGGCACCAUUGCCACCUAGUCUGGCCACUAGAGGUACUACCACUCAAAAUCCAUUCCUCCCAGCUGGCUUCGAAGAAGAACUCCAAAAAAUGCUUGAUGAAGCUGCUAAACGUGGAGAGAUCACACUUAAUUUGGAAGAUGAUGAUCCCGGAAAAUUUUUAGGAGAAGAACUGCUGACAACACUACCUGGUUCAGAAGAAGGUGUUAUCUUUGCUGCGGAUGGAAUCACAUUACUGGAACCGGAAAACAAAGAUGAAAAUCAAAAAGAAAAAAGUGAAGAAAUCAACUUAGAUACCCACAUUAACUUGGAAGAAGUUGUUGACACAUCUUCACAUUUAAUAGGUCUUUGGAAAGAUGAUGACGAAACUGAAGCCCCACAGACAAAACCAAUUAAAAAAUUGGAACUAGAUGUAGAAAAGGACCCCGAGGAAGACAACUUCCUUGAAAGUACUGUCAUAAAGCCCGCUGUAGAACUUCCCACAAUACCAAUCCUUAAUAUAACUAGCUCGGCUAUUAAACUUGGGGUAACAUCUACUGAAUGGGCAGAGAUGAUUGAUGUGUCUUUACCUGUACCUGAUUUUAAAGAGAAAAUAAAAGAUAUGGCACAUUCAUAUCCAUUUGAAUUGGAUAUCUUCCAAAAACAGGCUAUAUUGAAGUUGGAAGAAGGUCAUCAUGUUUUUGUUGCCGCUCAUACCUCUGCUGGUAAAACGGUGGUGGCUGAAUAUGCUAUAGCAAUGUCUAGAAGAAAUUGUACCAGAGCAAUAUACACAUCUCCUAUUAAAGCUCUCUCAAACCAAAAAUACAAUGAUUUCAACAAAAUGUUUGGUGAGGUUGGUCUAUUGACGGGCGAUCUUCAAAUAAACGCAACAGCCUCUUGUCUCGUCAUGACCACGGAAAUUUUACGCUCCAUGUUGUACUGUGGAUCUGACGUCACGAGAGAUUUGGAAUUUGUAAUCUUUGAUGAAGUUCACUAUAUAAAUAAUGCCGAGCGCGGCUACGUAUGGGAGGAGGUGCUGAUCCUAUUGCCGGCACAUGUCAGUAUAGUGAUGUUGAGCGCGACUGUACCUAACACGCUGCAGUUCGCGGACUGGGUGGGACGCACGAAGAAGCGGAAAGUGUUCGUCGUAUCCACUCCGAAGAGACCCGUACCACUGUGUCACUAUUUAUAUACAGGAUCUGGCGGGAAAUCCAAAAACGAACGAUUCUUGGUAGUCGAUCAAGAAGGCAAUUUCCAAUUACGUGGUUACAACGAAGCUGUGGCCGCUAAGAAAGCUCGGGAAAAUGAGUACAAGAAAAGUUUCGGACCUAAAGGUGGUAAACAAUUCGGAAAUCCGAAAGCAGAGCAAACAAUGUGGGUGGCUUUUAUAGACCAUCUUCGAAAAUCAGACAAGUUACCGGUCGUGGCCUUCACUUUGUCUCGGAAUAGGUGUGACCAAAAUGCAGAAAAUUUGUUGUCUGUCGAUUUGACUACCGCGAAAGAAAAGGGUUACAUUCGAUCGUUCUUCGCGAGGUGUCUUCAGCGGUUAAAGGAACCGGAUAGAAAAUUGCCUCAAGUUAUUCGAUUACAAAGGGUAUUGGAAAACGGUAUUGGUGUACAUCACAGUGGAAUAUUGCCAUUACUUAAGGAAAUCGUUGAAAUGUUAUUCCAAUCCGGUCAUGUGAAGAUCCUGUUCGCGACGGAGACGUUCGCGAUGGGCGUGAACAUGCCGGCGCGCACCGUGGUGUUCGACGACAUCACCAAGUUCGACGGGCUGCAGUCGCGCAGUCUGGCGCCCGCCGAGUACAUACAGAUGGCGGGCCGCGCCGGACGCAGAGGUCUGGAUGACACUGGUACAGUGAUAAUUCUGUGCAAGGAAGGCGUGCCGGAUCAGGUGACACUGAAGGGCAUGAUGCUGGGCACGCCACACAAACUCUCCUCACAGUUCCGCCUCACAUACGCCAUGAUCCUCAGCUUGUUGCGCGUCGCAACUGUAUCCGUAGAGGGCAUGAUGCAGCGUUCGUUCCGUGAAUUCCACCAGAUAUGCCAAGCAGAUAAUUACCGAAAACAGUUACAAAUAGCUGAAAAGGAAUAUUCGGAGAAGUGCGGUACGGCCCUCCCCUCGCACCUGGCCCCCCUCGCGACCUUCUACGACACCGCGGCGGCGUACAUCGACGUCUUGAACGAUAUUAUGCCGAUAUUGCUGAACCAGCCUAAAAUUGUUAAGGAACUAGUACCGGGGAAAGUACUUAUACUGUCUGCGGGACCCUAUAUUAACCAGUUAGGCAUAUAUUUAAAUAGUAGCGGUCCCCGACAAAAUCCUUACAAAGUUCUGGUGCUCAACACGGUUGAAGAAGACACGAUGAGGUAUAAUUUCGACGUCGACGAGAACUGGUACCGAAUGCUUAGUUUUUCUGCGCUUUACGAUUACAUAGGCACAGAAGAAAACACUGCAGAUCAUACCAUACUAUGCAUAGCGCCAAAGAAUGUAGUCGCCGUAACUAAAAUGAAUCUCAAAAUUGACGCUAAUAUAAUCAUCCAGGACUGGGAGAAGAGGCAAAUGCAAAGGUUCCGCGACGCGCCGGUGGGCUCGUCGUGCGCGGCGGCCGUGCUGGAGCUGUCGCGCGCCGCCCACGCGCAGCGCACGCGCGCCGCCGCGCCCGCCGCGCUCAGCCUCACGCACGCGCUCGCCGUCAGCUCCGGGGAGAUCCUGCACGCGCUCGACGACAUGAACCGACUCAAGGCUGCACUAGAUGAACAAAAGAAAAACACGGAUAUAGCAAACUUUAAAAGUGAAUUUGCAACAGUGUAUGAGCGAAAACAAGCCGAGAGAAAGCGUGACAAAUACAAACGAUUGCUGUCCUUUGAAAACCUAGCUCUGUAUCCCGACUACCAGCGACGUCUCAUGGUGUUACGCGAACUGAACUACAUCGACGAUCAAGAUAAUGUGAUACUUAAGGGACGAGUCGCUUGCUGUAUGGGAACCAAUGAACUGAUUAUAUCGGAGCUGGUGUUCAGAAAUGUGUUUACAGAUAAAAAUCCAGCAGAAAUAGCGGCGUUGCUUAGUUGUUUCGUUUUCCAAGCGAAAACAAGAGUGGAUCAAGUUCUGACGGAGAAGUUGGCUGCCGGAGUUAAAGCUAUCGAAAAAAUAGACGAAGAGUUGACUGCCACUGAGGCAAAAUAUAUGGUGGGACAAUACGAGGGACAAGCGGAACGGUUAAACUUCGGACUAGUUCGCGUGGUGUACGAGUGGGCGCUUGAGAAACCAUUCGCAGAGAUUAUAGACCUGACUGAUGUGCAAGAGGGCAUUAUUGUGCGUUGUAUCCAACAAUUGCACGAGCUACUUGUCGACGUAAAAGAUGCAGCAGUAGCAAUAGGAGACCCUAAACUACAAGCUAAAAUGAUGGAAGCUUCUACUGCAAUUAAACGUGACAUCGUGUUUGCUGCUAGCUUGUAUACAACACAACGAGAGACUGUUGUUUUAUAAUUCAUAUGCAUUUAAUACAAUUAUUCGUGAUCAUGUAAUAUAAAUAAUUACACGAAAUAUUUUUAUUAAAAAUAAAAUGUAAAAAAAUAAA